AUGGGCUUUGCACGGCUGGUGGCGGCGUCGGUGGUGUAUCCGACCCUCGUCGCGGUCCUCAUCCUCACUGGCCUGGUGGCCUACGCAACAAUCUUCACCGGCCGGGACUCUGCCCCGCACCACUGGAACGCCAACAAGCACGUCCACACCGACGGCCUCACCUUCACGUCGGUGGAGACGAACGGGGUGCGGCUGAACGUGAUUGAGGCGGGCGAUCGCGCUUCUUCGUCGAAGAAGCUCGCCGUCCUGCUUCAUGGCUUCCCCGAGACGGCGCUCCUCUCCUGGCACGAGCAGAUCCCAGUGCUCGUGGCUGAGGGCUACUUCGUGGUGGCGCCUGACCAGCGCGGCUACAACCAGAGCGCAAAGCCCGAGAGCGUGGAGGCCUACUACAUCGACCACCUCGCCGACGACGUCAAGGGCCUCCUCGACCACUACGGCUGCACCAAGGCCGUGAGGCACCCGGAAGCUGUGGAGAAGCUCGUGGUGAUGAACGUGCCGCACGGCCGGGCAUUCAAGGAGCACCUCAGCUCGAGCCUCUCGCAGCUGAUGAAGAGCUGGUAUGUCUUCUACUUCCAGCUGCCCUACCUGCCCGAGCUCAAGCUUGCCCAUAACAACUACUCGUUCCUGCAAGGAAUUCCGGCCGGUUCAGGGAUCGUUGGCAAAACCUUCCCGCUGGACAGCUUGCCCAGGUACAUGCAGGCGUGGAGCGAGCCCGGCGCGCUCACCGGCAUGCUCAACUGGUAUCGCGCCACCUUGCGGUAUGCCAAGCGCGCUAACGGGGUGGACCCGACCAUUCGCGUCCCGACCCAGAUCAUCUGGGGCAAGAAAGCGCCCCGACUGCUGCGCGGCUCUGAUGGGUGCGCCGUCGAUAUCGCGCUUGACUCAGAGAUGGUGGAGAAGUCGCUCGCCUUCUGCGCCCCGGGCAUGUGCAAGGCGACCUAUUUCGACGACGCCACGCACUGGGUGCAGCACGACGAGCCCGAGAAGGUCGCACACCUCCUCACCUCCUUCCUCUGCUCCUAA
Messenger RNA from Acanthamoeba castellanii str. Neff, 1023 nucleotides. RefSeq names its product hydrolase, alpha/beta fold domain containing protein. The record is from RefSeq and is a predicted model, not a curated record. Bases 1 to 1023 code for a protein of 340 amino acids. NCBI's taxonomy places the organism in Eukaryota, Discosea, Longamoebia, Acanthamoebidae. Gene Ontology annotation, molecular function: hydrolase activity. The transcript is spliced from 8 exons.